Molecule: messenger RNA, 5467 nt
Organism: Mytilus trossulus (common blue mussel)
Lineage: Eukaryota; Metazoa; Mollusca; Bivalvia; Mytilida; Mytilidae
Product: Krueppel-like factor 6
Exons: 9
Coding region: 59-1561 (500 amino acids)
Biological process (GO): regulation of transcription by RNA polymerase II
Molecular function (GO): DNA-binding transcription factor activity, RNA polymerase II-specific; RNA polymerase II cis-regulatory region sequence-specific DNA binding
Source: RefSeq, a predicted model, not a curated record
GAGAAGUGGGUGUGUCAGUCAAAAUUGCCCGGAUGUUAGGCGUGGUAAUGGGCAAAACAUGGCGACAGACGGGAAGAUAUCCGACACGGGUAACGGGGAAAAUAACACAGAAUUCGAUUGCUUUGAUGGAGCUGAUCAGAGCCUGAGAACUCAAGAAAGUUCCUUGUCAAUAAACAGAUAUAAUGAGUUAUUUGAUGAGUAUGAAGCAAUUCAGGUCACCAUUAAACAAGAAUAUGAUGACAGUUCAGAUCAGGUAAAUACCAUGACAGAAGACACAUUACCAACUGCUGUAGUUAGCCAAAAACGCCAACAUAGUCCCAUAUAUAAUAAUACAGACCAUUCGUCAUUUGACAACUCAAUCACAGACAAUAAUUCAAUGGAAGAACCUCAGUAUAAGUUAAUGAAAUUAGGGGAAAUUAUGGACUCGCAUGGACAACAAGUGCUGUACAAAGAUUCACAUAUGCCGAUUUCUGUGAAAUUGGAACCUCCCAGUCCUGAAAGACAACAGGAUUAUAUGUCACAAGUUAAUUUUCAAAAUGGGUUUGAAAUGAGGGAUAACGAUGUCAAUUUAUCAUCUCCAUCACAGAUUAAAAAUAACUUUCAUAUAAAAUUAGAACCACAGGAUGGAGAAGGGAGUUUUUCAUCUCCAGAUUUAAGUCCUGAUUCUCCGAUGUCAUCUUCUAGUGGUAGUUAUCUCCCUGGAGUUCCAUCUCCAAUCCCAUCACAGGUGCUAAAAGAUGAGGAUUCAAAUUCAUUUAAAAAUGGUGCAGUGAAGGUGGAGGACCAACAAAAACAAUUGCAGCUGAUUAAACUUAGUCAAAUUAGAUCAGCAUUUAGUAAUAUUAAUCGAAGUAAUGAUCGACCAAAAUCUGUUGGACAGAUGUUUGCUUUAAAGAAAAGAAUCAAACAGGCCCAGCUGAAUGGGGAUUCCUCCCUGACAGACAAUACAAAAAGAUUAGUCAAGAUCUUGCCAGCUCCUGGAAAGCCUGUUCAAACAGAGCCAGUAGACUUGUCUGUAAAUAAGAAAACGUACGACGCUAUGAUCUCAGGAACACCACCACUUCAUGAUUUAGGAGGAACGUCAGAUUUAGAUGAAUCUCCAACAGUAACAUUAGAAACAGUAAAUAAAAUAGGCUCAGCUGCAUUGUUAUCUCUACAAAGGAUAAAAGCAGCUUCAGAUAAAUUUAAGUCGCUAGAUACAUGUAACAACAACACAGCACCAUCACCUCAGCCAAUCACAAAUCCCUAUCAUUUAUCCCCUGUGCCAAAUUGUGACCCCUUUAUUGAUAGAGAGAAGAAGAGGCGUGUUCAUCGAUGUGAUUUUGAUGGCUGUAAUAAAGUAUAUACAAAAAGUUCCCACCUAAAAGCUCAUAGACGAACACAUACAGGUGAAAAACCUUAUGUAUGUAAUUGGGAAGGGUGUACUUGGAGAUUUGCAAGAUCUGACGAAUUAACACGGCAUUACAGAAAACAUACAGGAGACAAACCAUUUAAAUGUAACGUGUGUGAACGGGCAUUCUCACGCUCAGACCAUCUGUCGCUACACAUGAAGAGGCAUUGAGAUCCAGGCAAUGGUUAAUUUGAAUUGUUCUUGUCAAACAAGAAUACCUAUUUUUUCCUGUUAGCUGUAUGAGGUGACAUUACUUCACUGAUGCUACAGAUUUUUCCUGUUAGCUGUAUGAGGUGACAUUACUUCACUGAUGCUACAGAUUUUUCCUGUUAGCCAUAUGGUGUUGAUAUUACUUCACUGAAGCUGCAGAAGACAAAAUGUGCAAUGUUCCAGGCCCUGAUUAUGUAUUGAUACAUAGACCCAACAAUUUAUAUUUGUAUCAUUAAAAAAACCUAUUUACCUAGAUGUCAGGGCUACUACUGUUAUUGGUGCAUUACCAUUUUAUGUUCAUCAGAGACAUGGUUUACAUACUUUCAGAUACAAAUGUUUAUACAAGUAUUUAAAGUCAUGUGGACAGAAUGUGUUGUCACAUGUUGAUCAUGUGACUCAUAUUGUUAGAGCAGGUUUCUAUAUCAGAAUAUUAACCAUAUAAAAUAUUGGAUUGGUAAUUUUAUAUUGUUUGAUAUUUAGCCUUUAUACGCUAAUCAUGUUUAAUGAAGUUAUAAUUAUUUCUUGCAAAUUGCAUAUGAAGUUAGUUAUUUUACAAUAUGUUCAGUUUUCUAAUAGUAUUAAACUUAUAUUUAACUUCAAUUUAAAAAAAAUUAAAGUUGUGCUAAGAAAGACCACAGCACAAAGAUCACAUUAUUUUCAUAUGCUUUUUUUUAUAUAAAUUCCAGCUAUUUCAUAAUUGACAUUUCAAUUUUUACAAUUUCUUGGAAUAUAGGUCACAAUAUUGCUAUGCUUACAUCGCAGUUAGUACAUGUACAUGCCAGCUUGCAUGCUUUGGCUAAAGCUGUGAUAUAUUUUUCAGAUCUCAACGAUAAUCAAAGUUUGAUGCAAUGAAUUUUUUUAAAAAGCAAAAUUACUUUUUGUUUCAUGUGUAUUUUUAUUCUGAAGCAUAUGUCUUCCUAGUGAAAAUAUUCACAAAUUUAGUUUGGCUUCAAUUUCGAAUAUUUUAUACACAAGUUUAUAUUUUUGAGAACAUGUUACAAUAAUAUUACAGAUUUCACAAAGACUACAAGAGUGGAAUAUUUCACAAAAAAGAUUUUGCUUUAUUGUUGAAUUGUUUUGUUAUGCUUUUAUUUUUUACACAUUAGCAAUAAAGUUUAACCGGUACAUAUAUGUAUAUAUAUAUGUGUAUUAUUCACUGCUGAAUACCUGAUACACAACACAAAGAAUUUUUUAAACAAGAUUUUGAAAGUUAUUACUUAUUUGUUAUAUUGUUAUUGAUGAGUAGUUGUUGUAAGUUGUUAAAAAACUGACUGUUAUUUGAAAAAAAUUGUAUUGAUAUAGAUUUUUUUUGUGUUUCCAUGACAUUUGUAAAUAAGAUUUGUGCUAAACAUAAAUCUGACUGCCAGUUUUCAUGUUGUGAGAGUUUAAAAAGAGUUUAGUGUCAGUAUCUCAUGAUCAUUAGAAUUUGGGCCUCACCCAAUAGAACUAGAUUUUUGGAUUUUUUUGUAAAAAAAGAAUGUUAGGUGUCUGUCUGAUACUUUGAUUCUGAUUCCUAAAGAAGUAAAAGCCCUUCCCUCCUAUAAAUCAGUAACAAUUUAGCAUUUUUUCAAUGCAAUGAUAAUAAAGUUUUUAUAAUCCUUAACGUCACAUUCUUUAGUACAUUUGAAAUAGACCCAUUGAGAAUUUGAAUAUCAGCUCUUUUUCAGUCAUCUGGGAAAAUCCAAAAAAUAAAAAUAAAUUUUGAAAAACAUAAUACCUAAUUAAUUGUCUAGGAGAAAAUUCUUGUAAUCAACGGAAUUAUUUCAAUCAUUUAUUGUAAAGAACUUUUUGCUUUAAUCUUACAAAUUAAUCUCCAAUAAAGCUUUUUUUUAGUGAAAAUCCUGAAGAGAAUUUGAGAACUUAAGAUUUUUUUAUACAUUGUACAAGAAAAUCUAUUUUGAAAUAAUAUAGGGAUUGUUCACAAAUAAUUGUAUAUUAACAUGAUUUAGUGGGUCAAAGUUGUAUCAAUAAAAAAAUGUUUAUUUUGAAGUUCAGCCUUAAAAUAUGACUACAGUUUGUAACACACCAAGAUUAUUAGUUAUGGUGGUAUAAAAUAAAGAGUGCUCUCCCCUAUUCAUACACAAACAAAACAGUCCUAUUUAGAAAUUCUACGAACUAAUAGUUUUUAUUUUUUCAAACUGCUGAAUACUAGCAAUACAUUUUUUUUUUGAAAUGCUGCAUUAUUUGUUGAGCAAAAGUAUUGUAAAUUCAGAAAUAAAUGCGUAAAAAUGAGACAGGCUAAUAAUCAAAGUAAUUAAACUCUCAUUUUGAAAUUUUUUAUAUGAAUUAACCAUGAUUUUUAUCAAAAUCGCAAAAAUUAAAAUCGCAUUUCAGUCUAAAAUGACAAUAUCCUAAUAAUAAAUGCACGCAAUAAUUUCAGAAUUUACAGUAUUUAAUCCUUUUGAAAAUACUGAUAUGCUUAUUAUAAUUGUUUAAUAUAAACUUUAUAUCAAUGAUACACUUAUAAAAACAGAUUUUCAAAAAUCAAUUAAAAAAAUGGGGGUCGGGUAGGGUUGAAAGGUGUCUUGUGAUAAAGGAUCAAUUGUAAAAUCUGAAUGAUAUGUCUCAAUCUGUUAUUUUCUUGCCAUUUUGCAUAUUUGUGAUAUAAUGAGUAUUUUUGAAAAACUGAAGAGUUAAAAAACAAUGAAAAAUGUACUAAUUUGUUAUCAAGUUUGGUAGAUCAGUGGAUUGCAAGAUUUUUAAAAACAAUAAGGUAAUAUUGGAAGUUGUUUGAAUGGGGAAAUAAAACGGAACCAGGAAAAACUGUAAUUUCAAAGUAAGGAGAUUUGAAUGCUAUUUUAAUUGGUAUUUGAAAUUAGGCAAUGAAAAAAGCUUUCAUAUUUCAAGAAAUCAAGUAAUAUUUACUUAGGGAUCAUGUAAAUGAUGAAUUUAUCUGUUAAUGUUCCCCCUAAGAAACAUUAUAGUGCAUGAUUCAAAGUUUUACAAAUGUUAGCAAGAUAGUGGAAAAUGUUGGCAAUUAUCUUAAACAGGUUUACAAUUAUAUAAUUAGUGCUUUGUAAAACUGGUAAGAAAUACUAUUUCUUGCUUGGUAAACUUUUGUACGUAACCAAGCUCAGAUGAGUUUUGAUAUUAACUGUGAGACUGGAACAUAAUCAUGCUUUCUUAUUGCAUUUUGUUUGAUUACUUAUCAAGAGAAUAUGGACUGUGUUUGUCUGAUUUAUUAAUUUACAGAUAGUGGCAUUUUAACAAAGUGUGGAUUUGCAUUGGGGGGUAAAGGGGGGGGGGGGUAUGCAUAGCCAAAGAUGCAUGCCCUGACAACACACCUAGUUUUACUUUUGUAGUUCAUGCAAUUUUCUCAGUUUUUGUUUUGUAUCUUUACAAUGAAUUCUUGUAUCUUUUUUUUUUAUGAAUUCUUGAAACUUACUGUAAAUAUAUUUUAUUUAAGAAAUUGUUAUAUAUAUGGAUAUAUAUAUAGCUACAAGUGUAAAGACAUAAAUACAAAAUAUACAAAAGAUUUAAUAAUUAGGAUUAGAAAGUACAGUGCUCUUAUAUAAAUCCAUCUCCCCAAAUUCGAAAAUAAAAUUACAAGCUAUGAAUACAUGCUGAGAUUUGAUAGUUGUUUCAAUACUUUUGGCUCUAAUUCAUAGUAUCAUCUGGAUAUGUAUUCAGUAUGAGUAGACCCAAAUUUUGGGGUAAAAUAUCGAAUAGCAAACAAAAAACAUCAUUUUAGUUACAUAUUUCAGAUAAACACAGUACAUAUUCUCUUGGUGUUUAUAGUGUGCCAAUGAUGUGAGAAUGAUUUAUCAUUUUGUAGUAGAAUUUAUUUAUUUAAGAAUAUUUUGUGCAAUGUUGUGGAUAUGUUCUCAGAACUAUACAUGUCUAUAAAAAAUAAAGUAAUAUAAAAUA